AUGAUUAAGUUCCUUAUUCGGCUAGCGCUGCUCCCCUUGAAACUAGCGUGGCUCACCAUCCAAUACUACACCACGGGGACCUGUUUCGACAAUGAAAUCACCCGAAAGUCGCUUUGGCGGACGCUCAAUUGCGGCAUUUUCCAACACAUGGGCCCGGGGUUAAAUAUGACGGUGGCGCGGCCCCGAGAGUCAGUCCAGACAAUAAUCCGCCGAUUAGCUCCUAAAUGGUCGCUUCCAGGUAUCGGCCAGAUGUUCCCUUGUUCGACAAACGCCACCUGGCUCGCCCAGGGCCCCCAAUCGGAGUUGGCGGUGCUCUAUCUCCACGGCGGCUGUUUUGCCCUCCAGCUCCAAGACAGUGCUGUCGAGGCGAUGGCUAACCUUCAUUUAGCCAUGGCGAAGCUUUACAAUCGCCACAUCUCGGUGGUGGUGGCCGACUACGGCCUCACUAGUGAACACGUUACCUUCCCCACCCAGGGCGACCAGGUGGGCGCCGUGUACCGCCAAUUGCUCAAGGAUGGCUACCAAAACAUUGUGGUCAUGGGCGACUCCGCCGGAGGCAACUUAUCGUUGAUGCUUUUGCACUAUAUUGACCAGCAUAAGCUUAAGUGGCCCCGGGCGGUGGUGGCGAUCAGUCCGUGGCUCAACACGACGGAUAAACUGAUCAGGUCGCUGGCCCACUUGGGGAAGGACGUAUUCUCUUACGACAUGAUCGAUUAUUUCGGUGCUUACUACGCCAACGGCGCCGACGACGAGUUGCUUAAUCUUACCCACGCACCGUACUUGAAGAAGUACCCCCCGUUUGUCGACGGGAACGUGUAUUUCAUCUGUGGAGAGUAUGAAGUGUUGUUUGAUGAGAUUGCUGAGUUCAUUGGCACCUACGCCAAGGAGCACCCAGAUAACGUUCUCAUCGAUCCGAAGGGGGUUCACAUCGGCUGGUUCAUCAGCGAGACGUGUGCUUACGGCACUCUUGACACCUGGAUUCACAUGCCCACCUCUCAGCGCGUGUUGGCCUGGUUGAGUAAGAUCACGACCUAA
This is a messenger RNA of Diutina rugosa, 1035 nucleotides long. RefSeq lists its product as uncharacterized. NCBI's taxonomy places the organism in Eukaryota, Fungi, Ascomycota, Pichiomycetes, Serinales, Debaryomycetaceae. The transcript has a single exon. The record is from RefSeq and is a predicted model, not a curated record. The coding region runs from base 1 to 1035 and encodes 344 amino acids.